GCUGCUGGAAGGCAGGAAGUGGCUCUGCGGGAUGUGAGGGAGAUCUCGGGGAGACCUCGCGGACAAGGGGCCCCGCUGGGCUCACCAGAUCUCUGGUGAGCAGCCCACAGCCUGGCCCAGGGCAUGCCCCAGUUCACUUUCGCUUGCUUCUGCGGCCUCCACGGUUUCUGCAAGAUGAAGCGAAAGAAGGAGGAAGCUCACAGGCAGCGGGAAACAGCGGUGUGAGCCGAACCGGGGGCCCUUCUUCAGCCCCCGCCCCUGGCUGAGGCUCGGAGCAGGAAGCCUCCCUCUGAGCCGGGCUCUUCUCGGGUGACCUGACCCCCUGACCUCAUCUCACCUGUAGA
Messenger RNA from Dama dama (fallow deer), 344 nucleotides. It is a transcript of the gene BLACAT1, whose product is annotated as BLACAT1 overlapping LEMD1 locus. The transcript has 2 exons. Bases 124 to 225 code for a protein of 33 amino acids. NCBI's taxonomy places the organism in Eukaryota, Metazoa, Chordata, Mammalia, Artiodactyla, Cervidae. The record is from RefSeq and is a predicted model, not a curated record.